UCUCUCUUCGCUGAAUUUACAACUCAAAGUUCACCCCCAAAGCAUGUACUCUGAACUCUCCUCUGUCUGUAGUGCAGGAUCUGCUGCCAACUUGGUGCACGGACUUGGUGCUGACCUGCAGAGUCUGACCGGACCAAUUUCCAGCCUGUGAGUCCCUCGGCUGCUGUGCGCCAGCUCAGACAGAGCCCAGAAUUGCCAGAAGCCUGAGCUUAGACUGCCUAGAAGAAUCCUUGAAACGCUCAACUCCUUGAUCUUAAUACUCUUUUCGAGUUCCAAAAGGAGAAAAGCCCACCCACCCCCAUUUUGUUCUUUAGAUCCUAAAGGGAAAAAAGAAAACCUCAAAAGAAAUACAUCCCAAAGGGGGUGGGGGUGGGGAAUCACAUAGGAAUCCUUGGGCGUGUCGCUAAUAGGGACAAAGUCAAUUGAGGUCAUUCUAAACGGAGAAAGCAAACACGUUCCCGCGAUUUGUCUGCCUCGUGGACCUUUCUGGACCCUAUUCCCUAACAGGAUUGAUUUUUUUUUUUUUUUGGUUCUUUUUUUCGGAGCUGGGGAUCGAACCCAGGGCCUUGCGCUUCCUAGGCAAGCGCUCUACCACUGAGCUAAAUCCCCAACCCCAACAGGAUUGAUUUUAUAAGUGACCUCUGCCUUCUUAUGAGCUGUAAAUAGGACAGCCACCGAGCUGGGUCCAGGUGGAAAUGAGGAUUUCAUAAAGACAGAAAUAAGGAACUGCAGUUGGCGACAGCAGGCCCUCUAUACUAUACCCACCAGGGGACUCUGCCACACAGCUCAACCAAAGGAGCACAAGAGACAAGAGCCCUCCACGUCUUCCCCAGAAGGAGCCCAUUGCUUCACUACUUGGGAAUUGUGUUCAGACCGUCCACCGUGGUCUCCCUGGGCUACUGAACCUUAGGAAACCAGAAUCAGAAACCACCGUCACCAUCGAAGGGAAAACUGAAUAGUGUGUUUCCACUGAGAAAUGUCUCAUGUCACCUAAGUAGUUUUUGUGUCCAGCAGCUGACAAAGCCAGGAAAAAUAUACCCCGACUGGCGAAUGCCACCCUGUGCAGUGCACGACAUAGCCAGGGGCUGUGACCCUGGGCGGUUCUGGGUGAUGAAAGAUCUUAGUGAUUCCAUUCACAGGCAUGCCCUGCAGUUCAGUGGGGCUGAGUGGCUCCUGGGUGGGAGAAUCGGUCCUAAUGCUGCAGAUCACCCGUCCCCUGUCAUCGCUGGGUCUUCCUCACCAAAAGGGUCAGAGCAGUUAGCAAGGGAGAAGGAAGGAGAACUGCUCACGACCUGUAAUGAAAUCGAACUUCUCAAGUAAAGAAAACCCGCUGUGGCCUUGCCAGUCAGUUGGGUUUUGUUGGUUUUUCAGUGAGAACGCUGUUCAAAGACGCUUCUCAGGGAUAAAUGAAAUGUCCCCAGCUCCUGUAGACCUCACAGUCAGAGCAAGGACAAAUACUCUCUCCCAACCACAGGUACCCCAGGUCUACUGAGAACUGACCAUCAACCCUCCCUCCUCAGUUAGGACAAACAAAAGCCACCCACCGUGUCCCUAGGGAGAAGGCUGCUAACUGGCUUUUGUUAGGCCUCGUGGAGCUCUCGCACAGGAAGAAUCUUAAGAGUGGCUGCAAAAUUGGGCCCUGUCUGAGGCUUGGGGUGCCCUCCCACACUGGAUGCUGUGGGAACAAGUGAACUGAGUCCUUUGUGAAGAGAAGCAGGCUAGGGCUGGUUCCCUGUGACUCAAGAUGGGUCUCAUCAAAACAGGCGUCUCGCCUGUACAGCUGGCCCCUACGCUUGCUAAAGAACAACGGCACCGGCUCAUCUCCGCCAAGGUUCCGAUAUCACCAGGUGACUGAACGCAGAGGGAAAAGGAGGGGAAAGGACCCCCCAACAACCCGGCACGCCUACUGCGCAUGCUCAGAGUUGGACAGCUCCAGAGAGGGAAAUUUAAAAACGGUUCGAGCUGCGACGGGCGGCCAAAUUCCAGACAGCAAGGGGCGAGCGCAAGGGAAUACCCCUGCCGCAGCGCCGCCCGCCCCUCGCCAACCCAGGACCCGCUCCAGGAAAUGAUAGAAAGUGACAUCCAGUCCAAAAUGUCAGGAAUGAUCAGAAGCUCCGGGCACAGCCACCACCGCUCUCCACAGGAAUACAGGUUCCUGCCUCCCGCGGGUGAUGACGACCUCCCUGGGGACCUUCAGUCACUGUCAUGGCUCACAGCCGUGGACGUGCCUCGACUGCAGCAGAUGGCAAGUGGGAGGAUAGACUUGGGCAGCCCCAGUGUACCACAUCCACACCCAGGUGCCAUGGCUGGGGUGGCAGACCCGCACGUGGGUGCAGCCCCACGUCCCAUGCUCCGUAGCCAGACCGCGAUGGUCCCCAGAGGCAUGCUGGGCUUGAGCCCCAUAGGCAGCUACAGAGCCAGCGCCGAGCAGAUGAACCAGUUCCCCGUAGGAGGGCAGUCAUCAUCGGGCCUGCAGGAAAUGCCACAGCUGUACUCUCCGGCUACCCAAAUCCAGUUCCCUCUGCCUUCCGGUUCCCAGCAGUGUCCUCCCACCAGCCUCUAUGGCUCUCCAUUCGCAGCCCGGCCUCCCUACCCGCAGGCCCACGUGACUGUGCAUUCACCUCAAGAGGCACACCCCAAACACUACCCCAAGCCCAUCUACUCCUACAGCUGUCUGAUCGCCAUGGCUUUGAAGAGUAGCAAGACAGGCAGCCUGCCCGUGAGUGAGAUCUACAGCUUCAUGAAGGAGCACUUCCCCUACUUCAAGACAGCACCUGACGGCUGGAAGAACUCAGUGAGACACAACCUGUCCCUGAACAAGUGCUUUGAGAAGGUGGAAACCAAGCCCAGUGGCUCCUCGCGCAAGGGCUGCCUGUGGGCCCUGAACCUGGCGCGCAUCGACAAGGUGGAGGAGGAGAUGCACAAGUGGAAGAGGAAGGACCUCGCCGCCAUACACCGCAGCAUGGCCAACCCUGAGGAGUUAGACAAGCUCAUCUCAGACCGCCCAGAAAGCUGCCGGCGUCCUGGAAAACAAGGGGAGCCUGAGGUCCCUGUGCUGACCCGCGCCACGACGGUGGCCAUGACCCACAGCUGCCUGGCCAUCUCCCAACUCCCACCUAAGCCACUGAUGACCCUGUCCCUGCAGUCGGUCCCUCUGCACCACCAGGUCCAGCCCCAGGCACAUCUGGCCCCCGACUCCCCAGCACCGGCCCAGACCCCACCUCUUCAUGCCCUACCCAAUCUCAGCCCGGGGCCUCUCCCCCAGCCAGCCGUGGGUAGGGUUCCUGGGGACUUCCUCAACAUCAGCACUGACACGAACACAGAGGUGGACGCCCUGGACCCCAGCAUCAUGGACUUCGCUCUACAGGGUAACCUGUGGGAAGAGAUGAGGGAGGAAAGCUUCAGCCUGGACACGCUGGGGGCCUUCGGAGACUCCCCACUUGGCUGUGACCUGGGAACCCCAAGCCUGACCCCUGUCUCUGGCAGCGGUGACCAGCCCUUUCCAGAUGUGCAGGUGACAGGUCUCUAUGCGGCCUAUUCCACUGUCACAGCAGACAGUGUGGCCCCAUCCGUGGUCAACUCUGCACAGUACCUGGGAACUCCGGGGAACAAGCCCAUUGCUCUGCUUUGAGGUGCUGGCCUAGAAGAAAGGCGCUUCGGCUAAACAGUGUCUCUAGCCGAUGGCUGACAGGAAAAUGACAGCUUGCGGCUCCUCCUGUUCCCCAACAUGCUACCGCAGGACACUCCCGGGGCACCCAAGCCAGAAGCACGAGAGAAGCGCAAGCCCUCCGCCUCCCCAUCUUCUGCAGGGCCUGAGACAGGCAUGGCGGUGGUGAGACCUGACUCUUUUUAAGCUUGGCACCUGGCAGAGCCUGGACGACCAGCAGCCCAUCUUGGGACACAGUCGUGUGUCACAGAGACACUGGAGGGAAAGCUCUGAGCACACACAUUCUCCCAGGAGAGGAACUUCUGUGCCUCAGAGCAUGGCCUAAGGCUGGAAAAAGGCCUGGUCAGCCUUGGACCUGCCUCAGAAGUGACAUGGCUGGCCUGGAUCACAGCCCACUGCUCCUAGAGUUUCCAGAGCCGUGUUGUCGAGACUGUGUGUAAAUUUAUUUAUAUUUAUUGUGAUUCCAGCGACUGAGAUCCCUAGAAUGAGGCUCUCGGCAGACUCCCCACAGCUCAGCAAGCCUAACUCCCUAGUGGCCCCAAUCACAUCUCCAGCCUGCUCAGACAGUCCUCAGCCCCAGCCCAUUAUUCAGAGAAUGAGCAAGCACUUUUGCUAACUGGAAAGCGCCCUGUCAUUUUCCGAUAAGGACAGGUCUUUUUCUUGGGGUUUAAUUAUGACUCACGUCUACUCCUGGGGAUGCACAGAGGGGAGGUACUGUAGCAUCGAGUUUGAAGAGAUUUUCUCUGAGGCCUGCGGGGUUGAGACAGGAGGAAAGGGCAGAGACCUAUCUGUGGCAGGAAGAUGUGAACCUUGGGCCCUGAGCGCCCAUCACCCCUUGAAGCACCACAGUGUGGAAUACCGUUGGCGCCGCCUGCCUCUUCUGCUAUAUCUGGUCUUAUACUACCCUCUUGUCCCGUGACUGAUUUUUCCAAGUGAGGGUUCUGCAGGCAGGUGGGCCCAUUGGGGAGCAGGGGGGAGGGGCCCCCUCCACCUGCUCUUUUCCACCUUGAUAUCUGACCUGCCCAUCUGAGAGUUCACACCCUAGGGUGUUCAGAAGAUCCGGCGGGCAGGCUGGCUGGCUGGCUGUGAGGGCAGUGUGAAGCCUAGUCCUCAAGGGCCAUCUUUCAGGCCUUCCCACCGAGUCGGGGGCAACCCCGUCUCUAGACCGGCGCGGCCCAGCCCAUCCGGCCAGCCUUGCUCAGCUGCUGUGUGCCCCACUUUCGAAAAGUUCUGCCGUUUAAGUGUGAAGGCAGUGCCAAGACUCUGUAGCUGUAGUAUUGAUUAACUGUCUACUGUCAAUAAAGGUUAAACAGCA
Messenger RNA from Rattus norvegicus (Norway rat), 4982 nucleotides. The record is from RefSeq and is a predicted model, not a curated record. Lineage: Eukaryota; Metazoa; Chordata; Mammalia; Rodentia; Muridae.